Penaeus chinensis is the source of this 8118-nucleotide messenger RNA. It is a transcript of the gene Glg1, whose product is annotated as Golgi apparatus protein 1-like. The record is from RefSeq and is a predicted model, not a curated record. NCBI's taxonomy places the organism in Eukaryota, Metazoa, Arthropoda, Malacostraca, Decapoda, Penaeidae. Gene Ontology annotation, molecular function: fibroblast growth factor binding. Gene Ontology annotation, cellular component: Golgi membrane. The transcript has 17 exons. Bases 90 to 3173 code for a protein of 1027 amino acids.
GACCUCCCGAGCCAACACAGAGACGCUGGAUCACAGAUAAGAGACUGGAGAUCGUCUCUUGUUCUUCCUAUUUUCGAUAUUCUGUUAAUAUGGCCCCACGUCACGGCUCACUGCCAUGGUCGACGGUGAGGUUGUGUCUUGUGCUCUGUGCUUGCGGAGUGGCGUUGGCGAAUACUGUGCCCAAGAGGAGUAACUUCGGCUCGGAUGGAGGAGGAGGAGGAGAAGGAAUGGGAAGGGGAGGAGAAAGAGGUGGACGAGGAACAGAAAUGGAAGGGAGAGCGGCAGGAGGAGGAGGAGGAGGAGGAGGGAGCCCCAAGGGAAGGAGUUCCGUCGUCAAGCUGAUAGAGGAACCCGACUGCAAGGAGGACAUCGAGAGGAUCUGCAGGGACAACUUGAGGAACAACUUCGCCGUCCUGGAGUGUCUGCAGAAUGAGAGGAGAGACAUUCGCGAGGUAGUGAGCGACAAGUGCAACCAUCUCCUAUGGACUUACAAAGUGAACUUGACACGCAGCGGAAAGAUAGAGGAUCUGGCCAAGGGGGUGUGUGAGGAUGACAUGCAGAACAUCCCUGCUUGCAAGGGCCAGUCCAUGCCAGGUCACACAAUCUCCUGCAUGACUGAGAAGAUGGAUGAGAUCAAGGAUGAACGCUGCAGGCAGUACCUCCUACGGCUUGAAGCCAUUGUGUUCAGUGACUAUCGUCUUGUGGAGAACAUGAUGAACGAUUGCCAGGAGGAAAUUGCCAACCACUCUUGUGGGCGUGUCCAGGUGUCCCAGGAGGGCACUCCACAUUCACAGGGUGAUACCAUAGAGUGUCUCUCCACUAAGGUGCUUGAUCUGCGGCCAACUUGCCGUAAACAGAUUAUGAGACUGGCUGAACUACAGGCCGAUGACUUCCACCUUGACCGAGCACUUUUCUUUGCCUGCCGUGAUGACCGGGAGAAAUUCUGUGAAAAGACUCGGGCGGGUGAGGGACGUGUCUACAAGUGCCUCAUGAAACACAAGAUGGAGCGAGGAAUGAGCAAAGAGUGUGUGGAACAAAUGACCCGGAGGCAGAAGCUAAUGGUGCGGGACUACCAGGUAAGUCGGGGCCUGGUCAGGGCCUGCCGCUCAGCCAUCUCAGAGAAUCAGUGCCGCCGGGGCCUCGGAGACCAGAACCAUGACGUGAAGCUUUCCCAUAUCUUGCUGUGUCUGGAAGAUGCUGAGAAGAAAGCAGGCAAGGAUAUUGAACGGGCCUGCAAGGAGGAGAUGCUCACACACCGCAGGAUGCUGAUGGAGGACUAUCAACUCUCACCUGAUCUUUUGGUUGACUGUUCCAAAGACAUCAGCCAAUUUUGCCAUGAUGGCAUAGAAACUGGUGGGCGCACUCUCCACUGCCUUAUGAAACAUGCUCAUAGUCAUAAUCAGCAGGAGACCAUAUCAGACCUCUGCAAGAGAAGGCUACAAGAGACCAUCAAACAGUCAGAUGCAGGAGAAGACUGGAGGGCUGAUCCUGUACUCUACGAAGCUUGCUAUAGCAUGGUGGAGUCGAACUGUAGAGCCUUUCGUGGUGGCAAUGCAAGGGUACUGCGGUGCCUUAUGCAACACUUGGAUUCCCCCGAGAUGCCUACUGCAUGUGAGGCUGCCCUGCUAGAAAUUCAGUACUUUAUAGCCCGUGACUGGAGAAUGGAUCCAGCACUUUAUGCAGCAUGUUCAGAAAAUGCUGAGCGGCUCUGUGGGGCUAGGAGGAGCUGGUUCAAUGUGAAUACAUCUGAUCCUGAAGGGGGAGGCAAGCGUCGGUUUGAAUCUGAGGGAGGGAAGAAGUCAAAGGUAGAGCAAGUGCUGCCUUGCUUAUUCAGAUAUGUGUACCAUCCCAGCCCAAAACUGAGAUUGAACAGCACCUGUGCUGAGGAAGUGCAGAGAGUGAUGCAGGAACGGGCAGCCCACGUAGACCUUCACCCAGAGAUCGAGAGGGUGUGCAUGGGAGAAUUAGGGAAGUACUGCUCCUCCCACACUGGCCCUGGUGAGGAAAUUGCCUGUCUUCAAGACAACAUGGAAAUGUUGGAAAGAGAAUGCAAGGAAGUUGUUGGAAACUACACAGAGGCUGAAGCAAAAAAUACAGGCCUGAACGCACCACUUACAAUGCAGUGUGCGUCUGUUAUCCCACAGGGGUUCAACUUUUUUCUUCAGGUCCUUGAGUGUCUCAGGCAAAACAAGCAGAAUCUGUCAAGCGAGUGCCACAAUGUGGUGUUCCUUCGAGAGGAAGAGGAACAGCAAGACCCAGGCACUGAUGUGGUUCUUGUCAGCACUUGUAAGCAGAUGAUCCAGCAGUACUGCUAUGACAUCCCCACGGAGCAGUACCUUUCUUGCCUUAAGAAAAGGAAAAAUGAACUGAACUUUGAUCCAAUGUGUCGCCAAGUUGUAGUUCGACGAAUGGUGGAGCAGACAACCGAUGUCCGACUCAACCCUGAUCUGUACCGAGCUUGCAGGCGUGACAUGGCUAAGUUUUGCAGCGAGUUGGUUCAGAGGAUGGAACUGAGUAGUACAGAGCUCAAUGGGGGACUGACAGAAUGUUUAAAGGAACAACUUCCGACUAAGAGGUUGAGCGCAGCAUGUAAAGUGCAGGUGCUCACCAUGGCAAGGAGUUCUGCACUAGACUACAACAUGGACCCAAUUCUUCUCACCAACUGCAAGGAUGAUAUGAAUGUCCUGUGCCAUGACUACCUGAACAACGACGGCGGAGGCAAGAUGGAAGAGUGCCUGAAGCUGCACUUUGACACUGGUCGUCUCCAGUCAGAAGAAUGUAAGAUCCACAUAGCCCACGUUAUUGAUACUCAGCGUGCAGACAUACACGUUGACCCCAUCCUUAAUGAGGCUUGUGGAAUAGAUGACAAUAAGUACUGUGAGGGCAAGGAGAAAGGACAGCACCUGGCUUGUCUGCUUGAUGUCUUAGAGAGGAACCCGAAUGGCCUCAAAGAGGACUGCAGCAAAAAGCUCCGUGACAGGAAGCAGAUGUUUAGUGCAGCUUACAAGAUCUCACACCUGAAGUCCAUUGAGGACAUUGUCAACCAUGUGUCUGCCUCCCCAGAGAGGAACUACAUCCUCUUGGUCUUCGUGACGGCCAUAGGCAUCAUCUUUGUUGGAGGAUUAUUCUGUGGACGAGCCACCAAACGCUACAAGUUGCUCAAGGAUAGAUAAGAGUUGGUAGUCUCCAUAGAUAAUGGGCGUGUAGAUAUAACAACGUGUUAAUCUGGGGGUGAUAACAGAUUUGUAAUUUUUAUUAGAUUGAAUGAUAGCAUAUCUGUUGUGUGUACAUGUUUAGAAUCUUGUUUGUGUGUGAGAGAGAGGAAUGUUUGUGUAAAAUGAGAGAUUUCUUAGUAUUUAAGAUUCUGAUAACUGUUUGCUGGAUGUUGUUAGAGGGAGAAUAUAUUCUGUAUCUGUUAAGUAAGUGUGUGAAAGAAAUAAGUUUGGAAAGUGUAUUCAUUGAGUGGACGUAAUGAGUACCCUUUGUGAGUGAUCUGUGUGUUGAAUUUGUUUUAUUUUGUAAAAAAUGGUGUAAGUGUUAAGAAAAUUAAUAGAAUGUUGUCUGUUAUGAUGCAAAGGGACAAGAAAAAGUGAUAAAGAACAGAAAAUAAACAAGGUCAUGAUCAAAUUCUUGAACAUCAUUUUCAGGUGCUAAUAAACUGUACUAGUUGAUUCAGCCAAUUGACAGGGCAACAUCAAUAAAUUUUGAGAUUUGAAAGUAAAGAAAUAAAGCUGCUUCAGGUAACAAUCAUGGAAAAAGAAGAGAUCCUGGGAAAUGAAUCAGACCUGCUAGCGAAGACUUUGCCAAAUACUUUUCAGUUUCAUCUUAAUGUUGUUGUUAUUCCUGUGUUACUCAAGCUUUGCUGUACAAGGGUGCAGAUUGUUUUCGAUUAUCAAGAUUUGUUAACUUUAAGGGAAUACUGUGUUAGGUUGAAACUGUGACACUGAACAGUUCCAAUCAGAGCAGAUGUUUGUAUCAAGCAUUCAUUUUAAUGAAUUUUGUCAUUGAGCAAUUAUUCAGUCUGAUUGCAGUUGUAUGGUUUCAUAUCAAAGGAAAAGGCUUACCAUGUUAACUGUAGUAUGAGGAUUAUAUCUGGUAUAGUAUUCUACAAAAUAUACUUGGAAUAUGAAUAUAUGAUGGUUUGAGAGUGACUUUUCUUUAUGUCUAUUAUAUUUUCUAAAUCUGUAACAGGCCUGUGGAGGAUAAGAGUGGAAGCAGUGUUGAUCAGGUCUACUUGCAAUAUCAUAGUAGUUAUCCUUGCUCUGACAUCUCAACCUAUUCUUUUCAGAUACUGGAACAGUUUUAAGAUAUGAUUGAUUUAUCCACUUAUGUGUUGUAUUUUUUAUUCCCCCCCUUUUCUUUCUCUCUUUCUUCCAGUUACUUAAACCAGGUCCUCCCACAAAGUGGAUGUACGAAUAAGUUGAAAGUAUGCCACAGUGGCCUCCUGUCUUAAAAAUGCCAAGUGGAGGCUGACCACAUUAAAUAGUUGUGUAGUUAGUGUAUGGUAAGUGAGGCUACAAAGGACUCUUAAAAUACUGCAAAGGAUCUCCAAGGUCUUCUUCAAUGCAACAUGUAACAUGAUGGCAUGUUCAAUAAGGAGAAAGUUUUCAUUUGAAUGUAUGUAGAUCUGUGUGAUGGGGAAUUAUGUAUUCAUGACAGAGAAUAUGUAUUUUCAGGUAAAGUUAGGAAAUUGCCAUUUUUUAAUAGAUCAUUUGUAAGUCACCAUUUAACUGUUUCUUAGGAUAUUUAUAUCUUUAUCAUUAUUAAUAUAUAUAUAUAUAUUUUCGUUAGGUGUGUUGCAAAACAGAAAAUACGGCAACUACAGUACCAAAGAUAUAAAGUUGUUAACAGGAUUAGUCGAAUGUAUAUCUUUAUAAGAAACUUGGUAUUGCAAUGUCACCAAAUGACAUAUCAGUCAUAAAGUUUAUGAUUUGUUUGUUAUGUAUUUUAUAAUUGACACACACACCUUAUCUCAAGUGUGUGCAGACACUUGCACAACAGAAUGGACACAUUAAUCUUACCUACACUUAUUAUUUUCACUUACUUGAUCACUCGCCCUUUUAUUUACCACACACCUAAUCAUAAUGAUGUAUUAAUGAAAAAGAGUUUGCUUUCAUGACUAGAUAUCACUCAAUUAUUAUGCUGCAUAUAUACUAUAACAGAUUUGCUUUUUAUGCUUUAUUAAUGAUGAUUUGAUGUGAUGAAUUGCAUGGGGAAUAAACUAACUACAGGUUACAAGACAUUGUGUAGAUCACAUGUAAUUUAAAAGAAAAUAAAUGUAAUAGGAGCCUGAUCUUGUAGGUAGCCCACAGAAAGCACAAAAGUGAUAGUCACUGUAGUUUGUUAGUUAAUGAUUGCUAAUGAGAUCAAAAUAAAAAAAAAUGUGUUUUCUCAUCUAUUUUUUACAUUUAUUUUUUAUAAGAUGAUUUGUAGAAAUAGACUCAUAUUAUGUAUAAUUUCCCUCUAUCUUUCUCUCCUGAGUCCCUGACUAAUUAAUGUGUAAAUUCUUAAAAGAAUUCUCAUUUGUUCUUCAUAUGCACUUAGUUCCAACACUGGAGGUGAUAGACACUAGUAUAUAAGGUUUACAUAAAAGUAUGAAUGUUUCAUUCUUCAGCACAUGCAUUUAUGGUGAAGAUGCAGAAUAUUCACAUAUGAAACCAACAAACAAACAAAAAAAGAAAUUGAUAUUGUGAACUUCAAUAUUCUGCAUACAAUUUGCAGUAUAAAAUACAGACAUCAUUAAAAAAAAGACAAAAAAAAAAAAACUAUGAAUGGAUGGUGCUUUGUAAUAGAAACAUUUAAUUUGUGUGUUUUGAAGGUAUGUCCUUGUGCUUUUUUAAUUUCUUUCAUUUUUAUCUAGAAAAUGCUUUGUUCCUUUGUUUUCAUAAUAUAUGUGUUGAUUAUUGUUUUACUGAGUAUUUACUUAAUUUUUUGCAUUACUGUGUGUAUUAAGUUUUCAUAAUAAUUUCUUCAUUUGAAUUAUUCACCCUCCUCAUCUCCCCUGCGAAGGAGAAAGAAAACUGGGAGAAAAAAUCUGUAACAGGUAAUGAUUAAAGAUGUAAUUUUUUGAAAUAACUAUGGGUUUCCUUCAUUUUUUUAUAUUUUCUUUCUUCUUGUUCUUGUUCUUCUUCUUUUUUUGCUUUGUUAUCUUUGUUUUCUUCAUCUUCUCACCUUCCGUGACCAUCUCCGUCUCCCUAAUUCAGUGAUCUGCGAUUUCCACGACUGUAGUUAAAGUUGCCUUGUGAUUGUUCCACAAAUAACAACUGGAAAGGGAAGGUCGUUCUCUUUCGUUCAGUGGUGCCAUGUAGGGAAGAUAUUAUGUUGCUGAUCAAAAAAGAAUAUUGUAUGCAUAGAAUUAGUAAAAAAAGAGAGAGAGCGAGAAAGAAAAAAAGAAAACUUACUGGUGCAUUUAUUAUCCAUUAUUGGGUAUCUAAAAGCAAGAAUUUGUAACUGAAUAUCAAGUUUGGAAAAGUUACAUUUUGAAUUCUAGAUGUUUUGGUAUACAUUAUCUAGUCAUUUUUUUCUUUAAUUAAUGAGUUAUAUCAGGUCAAGCCAACUCUGUAUUUGCAUAUCUGUCUUUUGAUAAGUCUUGGAGAAUGUAUUGUCUCUAAAUUGAUGAUUUCAAAAAUGUUAAAUAAUGAAUGCUCUGGAUAAUUUCCAAAGAUUGAAGGAUCCAAAACAAAAUUGAUAUCCUUAUUUAACAGAAUGUAAUGUAAUUGUUAUAUUUUAAUUUUUUGGAAAGCUUUGAAUAGAAUUUCAGGCUAUUUAGCACUUCGGAUUAAAUAUUUAAAAUCACUUGACCCAGAAUAAAGUCCAAGAACUGUAUUCUUUUUAAAUCAAAGGUUUGUUAUUGACUGCAAUUACAUUUUUUUUACAGUACUGAAGGAUAAUGAAGGACUCAGAGAUUUUAACAAAAUCUUCAGUGAACACAUAUAGGUACUUUUGCCAACAAUUUUCUUGCCCAAAUUGUUUUGUAUUAGUUGAAACUUUAUCUUUCUCUCUUAGGGAACUGCAUGGAACAAAUUGUUGUUUUAAUAAAGAAAACACACACACACACACACACACACACACACACACACACACACACACACACACACACACACACACACACACACACACACUCACUCACUCACACUCACACUCACACUCACACUCACACUCACACUCACACUCACACUCACACUCACACUCACACUCACACUCACACUCACACUCACACUCACACUCACAAUCUUAUAUGGCUGAAGUAUAAUUUUUUCUUAAAGGAAAUAUGUUUACUUUUAACUUGUCAUAAUUACAGCUCUGAAUAUUCAUAUUAUCUAGUAAUACUUUAACUCCAGUCUCUUGAUUAUAUGAUUAUGUUAAGAUAUUUUUGUAUAAAGCAAAACUUCUUGAAAUGUUGAUUAAAGCAUUCCAUUUGCAGAGACUGUUGAAAUGGUCUGUGAUUCUGUAUAGAGUAAAAUGCAGUUCUAGCAUAUUACCAGCUUGUGCAUUAUUUGUACGUACACUUGUAAGGCAUGACCAGUGCACCCUGAAAAAACAGCAGUUGAUGCUUGUGGAAUUAAUGCAUUGUCUGAAGUUCAGCAUGUGUGAAAUUAUGUAAUGAAUCUUUCAUUUGAUUAAGGUAACCUGAACAAAAAUCUAUUCAUAGGGUUUUGAUUAAUUUCCAAGUUUUCCAAAUAUGUAAAACACGAAAAUAUGGUGCUACUCACUCUGCAGUCCUUACCACAUGCUGACACUGUUGAUGCUAAAGCGGAUAAAGACGCACCCUCACUGCAAGCUCUUUUAGACACUGCACCGAGAUAAAGACAAAAGCUAUCUUGACACUAUGUUAAAGGAGCAUAAAACAUUCCUUAAAAGUAACAGUUCUGAUAAAGAGUAAGUUAAGUGUGGUAUGUAGACCAAGCUUACAGUGUCCAACUCGAUAGUUUUUAUAUAAGCCUAUGUGUCAUUUGGGAGAGCAUUUUAUAUUUGGGUGCAUCGGAAAGUCAAUGUGAUGUAUAGUACCCCCAUUUAUCUCAGAAAAUGUAAGUUAUCAUUCCUGUCAUUCAUAAUAGCCUUAAAAAAGCCUCUUUGGUGGUGUGGAUUUUUGAAUAUUUGAUAAAUGGUUCUACAUGU